Messenger RNA from Ornithodoros turicata, 2408 nucleotides. Its product is annotated as neprilysin-1-like. Gene Ontology annotation, biological process: protein processing. NCBI's taxonomy places the organism in Eukaryota, Metazoa, Arthropoda, Arachnida, Ixodida, Argasidae. Gene Ontology annotation, cellular component: plasma membrane. Bases 161 to 2392 code for a protein of 743 amino acids. The record is from RefSeq and is a predicted model, not a curated record. Gene Ontology annotation, molecular function: metalloendopeptidase activity. The transcript is spliced from 3 exons.
GGAAUGAAAGACGCGCACGCUAUAAACAUGCGUUUCACGCGCUAUAAGACCCCGUUCCAACUGCAUCUCAGGACCUGUUCAACCGUCUCAACUGAUUCAGCGGCGGGUUUUUGAGUGUGCUUCUGUUGGGUGCGGACCCACUGGAGUGCAACGACGGACAAUGUCCGCCGAAAAUGACGCUCACGACCCGGCCCAGGCAGGAGAGGAGGACCAGCCAGCUCGGGUUUCACAGCUUCUGCGCUGCCCAAAGACCAUUGUGGCCAUCGUAGUGCUCAUCAGCUUGCUUAUCUCUACCGCAAUCGCUAUCAAACCAUCAUCGCCUAAGGUGGCUUAUGUGAAAGCUCACCCGGCCUGCAAGUCCACCGAGUGUAGUGCCUUGAGCACGGCCAUCACAUCCACUGUCAACUCUAACAUUUCGCCUUGUCAGAACUUUUAUCGCUUUGUUUGCGACGGUUGGAUCAAGUCGCACCAGACUCGUGAAGGGGAACUGCGGAGACUCAUCUUCCAGGAGUUCAACGACGAAGUUGCUAAUCUGCAGAAGAAGUCUCUUAUCUCCAUUCAGGUUCCCGUAAGGGGACAAGACUCAUUUCAAAAGCUCGCCUACGUGUACCAGUCCUGCGUCCGUGUCGAGAAAGCAGACCAGGACGGCAUCCGCGUCUUCAGGGAAUUCAUGGGCUUCAUCGGUUUGGAGUGGCCGCAAGUAUCAAGGACCCGAUCCUUCAACGUCCUUGAUGCCGCAGUGCGACUGUCCUUCCAAUGGGACGUACCUACCCUGCUCUACGUCACCGUCAAGCCUAGUCCUUACGACCGUACCCGUCUCCUCGUCGCCAUAGACCGUGGAACGAGCACCGUCGGCAGCGGCAAAAAGAGUCCUGCCCUGCGAAAGUACAUCUCUUCCGUUGCCGACGUCUUGAACGAGAACGCUCACGUGGAGAAAAUCGAAGCCGGUGUCACCCUCGCCGAGAAGUACCUCAAGGAUCAGAUAAGUGCCGUGCGAAAGAGCGUGCGCAAGCGGAGUAUCGACUUCAAGCGAGUCGUUUCCUUCCGCGAACUCGAGGCCUUGACCUUCGUUGACGAUUCGACUUACUGGCUCGAUGCCGUCAACUCGCACAUGCCAGCUGGACACAAGAUGACACCCAGCGACCCUAUCCUCCUUGAGCACCCUGAACAUGUCAUCGCUGUGUCCCGCCUCAUUCGCAAGCCCGAGAUGCUCCAGAGCUUGCUCUACUACUUAGGCUGGCUGCUAGUGCAGGCACUGGGACCUAAGGCUGCCAUGGCUAUUCGGAAGGCCAAGUUUGCCUACGAAAAGGCUUCAAGUAAAACCGGCGGAGAGAUGGGGGAGCUGAACCUCUGGCGGGUGUGCAUGAAAGAGUCUGAAGACUUGAUGCCCACGGUUUAUAGUGCUCUGUACGUUCACGGUCAUGCAUCUGAGAAGCCAAAGUUCGACGUCAAAGCUAUUGUAGACCAUGUCCUGUGGGUGACGACAGAGACCGUUCGACGAGUGCGAUGGAUUGAUGACCGCACCAAGGCAAAGGCACUGACGAAGGUGAAAAAGAUGCGUGGAUUGAUCGCUUUCCCACAGUGGAUGCGCAAUACAAGCGUCGUCAAAGGACUUGAUUCGGAAAUUCCGGACCUCAGCGAACAUUACCUGGCUAGCUGGCUCAGAGUGAAGGAAAUCAAAGGAACUCGAGUACGCAGAACGAUCAAAGACGUUCACUCCGACGAUCAAACGUACCACUACAAAAUAUCCGACACUUGCAUCCGUUACUUCACCGACGAGAACCGUUUAAUUGUGCAUCCGGCGGUGCUGACCGUACCGCUUUAUGCUUACGGAGCACCAGUGGCUAUCAACUACGGUUCGCUCGGGACUUUGAUAGCACGUGAGGUUUUAUCGGCGUUUGACCUCAAAGGCUGUGACUACGACGAAAUGGGCAAUGAAGACCACUGGUGUUCUUCAGAGUACCGCGAAGAAUACAGACAUUCUCUCAGCUGCUACUCGGACCAGUUCGACGAAGCCAGCGCUAGAGUUCCUGGACUGUCAGCGGCUAACGACACCUGGACGAGAGCUCAAUUGGUGGCCGACACGGAGGGUCUGCGGCAGAGUUAUCGGGCUUACAGGUUGCUCGUGAAAAAUCUUGGAGGCGAUCGCUAUGACGAGGCUCUCUCCGGUGUGAGUUAUACGCCGGAGCAGCUGUUCUUCAUCAACAGAGGGAUGUUGUUCUGCGCCAACAUGAACAUGCGUCUCUUGCGUGAGAGGAACAGGGAAGACAUGCUCGCGGCGCAUGAGUACCGCUGCAACAUUCCUUUGACGAAUAUGCGCGAGUUCACUAAAGCGUUUCGUUGCAAGCCUUUAGACUUGAUGUAUGCCAAGAAUAAGUGCGCCAUCUGGUAAUGGCUUUUAAACUUUA